AUGGGCAAGUCCGUGGCCCGCGGCACGCGCCAGCAGCAGCUCAGCAAGAAGGCCGGAAAGCUCAAGAAGGAACGAGCGUCCCGGGCUCGGGAGGCGGCUUCGAAGGUGGACGCCUGCGACCGCUUCCCUUGGAUGAGCGUGUUGGAGAAGAUUGCCGUGAGGCCGGGGACCGUGCUGUUGUACCAGCGGACCCUCCGCCUCUUCCUCGACUUCUGUCGCGUGGCGAAGGUGAGCUGGGUGGACGCGCCCGGGCUGGACGACGUAGUGGUGGAGUAUCUGAACUCCAUGUACAUGGAGGGCCACGGGGCCGACGAGGCGAGCCGGCUCUUGGCAGCGCUGGGCUACGUCUUCCCCGAGUUGUACAAGAAGACGCGGGCCCUGCUGCCGAGGGCGACCCGGUGCGCUGUCAGCUGGUGUCGGCGGACGCCAGCGCAGUCCCGGCUCCCCCUGCCGCGCCUGGCGGCGUUGGCGAUCGCGGGAGGCAUGAUCAUGCUCGGGCUCCCGCGGAUGGCGAUCAUGGUUGCGGUAUCGCACGUCUGCUACCUACGGCCCAUCGAGGCGAUGGCGCUCCUCGGCAAGAGCAUCGUCGCCGCGGUCCCAGUGGCAGGUGCUGGCUACACCAUGAUGGGCCUAGUGCUGCACGAGACCUCCCUCGGCAUCCCCGGCAAGACGGGGGCCUUCGACGACGCUGUGACGAUCGACGAGCAGUGGUUGUGGGAGCCCCUUCUCGGCCUGAAGCAGGCCAGCCUGCCAGACGGGAGCCUGUGGGGGUUCAGCAGCGAGCUCUACAGGGACGUGUUCAUCGCAGUGGCCGAGGGUCUGGGGCUGGGACCCUUCGACCCACAUCCGUAUCAGCUACGGCACGGAGGGGCGUCGGAGGACCUGGCAGCCAGAAAGCGAACGCCAGAACAAGUCAUGCGCCGGGGUCGCUGGACGACAGUCGCCUCUUUGAAGAGGUACGGGAAAGAGACCAAGCUGUUGCGCGUGAUCAACCAAAUCUGUCCCUCCGUCUUCAACUUCGGCAGCGCGGUGCACCAGAGCUUCGCCGAGGCCAUCAAGUUCGGGGUCGGCAAUCGGAAGGCCACCACCAACCGGAGGGUUAUCUUCCUGGAGCUUUUCGCGGGCAACGGGGGUAUCGGCAAGUUUUUGAAGUCCCAGGGGUUCGCCGUUCUCAGCCUGGAUGUCAAAAACCACGCUUUCCAGGACCAUCUGUGCCCGGCCUUCCAGGCCGUUAUCAAAG
Molecule: messenger RNA, 1240 nt
Organism: Prorocentrum cordatum
Lineage: Eukaryota; Dinophyceae; Prorocentrales; Prorocentraceae
Source: the annotation of a GenBank genome assembly